AUGAUAUCUAGCUACAAUCUCGAUCACUUCGAUAUGCUCGAAAUUAUAGCUUCUACAUCGAAACCUGCACAAACUAGGACACGGAAUACAACUCCGAAACAGUCGCAGUCGACUUUCCUGCGACUACCUCCGGAGCUGCGUCUGAAGAUCUACGAAUAUGCCCUCGCAGUCCCCAAUGAAUACACAGACCGUCCGCUGAUCGUCGUCAACGAUCGCGGCAACACCUUUACCUCACGCGGACAGUUCCGCGCCCUCUCCAUGUGUCCCAGCUGGGUAGGGCAGGAUGGCACAGCACGCAAUCUACUAUCUGUCAACCGCCAGAUCCACGACGAAGCAGAGGAUUUUCUCUACUCGCGCUACACCCUGUUUUUCCUGAACUCAUUUGAUCUGGACCGUCUCGGCGCGUUCCUGGAUACCCUCAGCGCGACGGCGCGCAGCCGCAUCCGUAGCGUCGGCUUCGAAAUCUGCUUCUUUGUGCAUUCGCAGACGGGGGUACCGAAGCGCAUGCUGAAGGACUACGAGCGCGCUGGACGCCUGCUCAUGGAGAAGCUGCCGCAGUGGUCCAGUGUCUUCUUUUAUCUGGAUCCGAGGUUCUACUAUCCGUCAGCUUCGGUGGGUGGGCGCGAGCUAUCGGCUCGUGGGGUCCUCUAUCUGGCGACGGUGUUUGGGGCGCUGAGGAAGGAUCUGCAUUUCUUUCCGUUGCCAUCAAGUCAUCGGCAUGUUAUGGAUGAGGCGCAGAGAUUGUUGAGGAGGGGGAGUCGGUCGUCGCAGAGUCGGCCUUCUCUCUGA
This is a messenger RNA of Aspergillus fumigatus Af293, 789 nucleotides long. RefSeq lists its product as uncharacterized. Lineage: Eukaryota; Fungi; Ascomycota; Eurotiomycetes; Eurotiales; Aspergillaceae. The record is from RefSeq and is a predicted model, not a curated record.